CGGUUGUACGUAUUUUCAGAUGUGGUAGGCAGGGGAAAACAUUCUCUAACUUCCACCUUGAUCAAUGCAAGGUGUGCUUUUCUCCCUUUAUAUAGGUAUUUUCAUUAUGACUUCUUUUCGGAAAUGCUUUGGUUGAAUGCAUCCAUGGUUUUCGAAAAAGUUUGUCUUCUGUCAAUCUCAUUCCAUGAUGAUUGCUUUUGAUUUGAUGUUUUAAAUUCCUUUGUUGGAUACUAGAUAAAAUGCCUCCUUCAGUUAAAAGGCAAGACUUUAAACAAAAUUAUGAAAUAACUACGAAUGAUUAUAUUCGUCAAAUAAAGUGUGUUUUGGUUGGUGAUGGAGCUGUUGGUAAAACAAGCUUAAUUAUAGGAUAUACAACUAACGCCUAUCCUAAGGAAUAUAUGCCGACCGCCUAUGAUAAAUAUAGAGUGGUAGUGAAUGUAAAUAACAAGCCAAUUAGAUUGCAAAUCUGUGAUACUGCUGGACAGGAUGACUUUGAUGCUUUACGUCCACUCUGCUAUCCCCAUACAGACGUCUUCCUCCUAUGUUUUAGUGUUGUGUACCCCACUUCAUUUUUUAACAUUGCGGAAAAAUGGAUUCAUGAAAUUAAACAUUACUGUCCAAAAGUACCAAUCAUAUUAGUCGGUACUCAAAGUGAUCUAAGGACAGACAUUAACACAUUGAUAGAGCUUGCUGAAUACAAGGAGCAGCCAGUGAGUAUUUAUCAAGCCAAAGCUCUUGCAGCCAGCAUUGGAGCAAUAUCUUAUGUGGAAUGUUCAGCAUUAACUCAAAGAAACCUUAAGGAAGUAUUUGACACCGCUCUUCUCGCUGGUUUGCGAGCAGAGAGUCAUUUGGAUUACUCUUCUGAUAACAAUUCACAAGCAAAGACAAGCAAUUCAUCUGUGAUAAAUUCCAAUCACAACUAUGUGAGAUUAAACAGAAGGAAAAAGAAGGGAUGGAGAAAGUUAUGCUGUUUUUCAUAAAAUAAUUACAAACAAGAGAUCACAAUAAUCCAAGCAAUAACAAGUUUUAAAAUACGAUCAAUAGUGAAAAUGGAGAUUGGAUAUUCGAAACCUAUAUGCAAUUCUUUUAUACAAAAUAAUGAGAAUAACUAGAAUUUCUUUUCUCCAUAAAAAGUGCUGUCAUAUUAGUUAAACAUGGCUUUUCAAAGCUCUUUUGCCAAGGAAAAUAAAUACCACAGUUGAAGCUAAGCUAAAAUUUUAAACUUUGUACUGUUUGUCUAAGAUAGGUAGUCUGACCUCUACUAAGUCUGCGGCAGUCUGGUGCUAUGGAAACAAGAAGAGGGCAUUUUAGGGAGGGUAGCUUCGAUGAAGAGGUCUCCUUUUCUCUCGCCGAAACAAGUUCUAAAGAGGGACCCCGCUCUCCUACUUAAAAUAAUCAUACCUCGUUACCAUAGUCACCGCCACAGCUCCAGACGAAUGUCUGGCAGAGUACCUAUCUUAGACAAUCAGUAUUAUACCAUUUUUAACAUUUAUUAUUGUUGAGCUAAAACAGGGUCACAAACUCUCGGGGCUUUUUGAGAUUGGCAGAUUUGAAAUAGUAAUAAUGAAGUAGAAAAUAAUGUAUAAAACAGGAAUAAUAUAUAUAUAUAUAGAUAUACAUAUAAAAAAAGAGAGACAGCUGUUAUGUUUCUUUUAUAGUACCGUAACAAGGAUCAACAUCAAUGUAGAGAUGGGGCUGUCAUCGAAUAGCAAUGCUCGAGGUCUAAUCAUUGGUUAUAAUUUCCUAAUUUCCUUCAGCUAAAUUCUUUCAAAAUGAACUUUGAUUCUAUUCACAACAUUAAACAAUGCAGAAAUGGUUCUUUCAUAGAUAAACAAUGCUAGAGCUCUUAUCACUGGUUUGAAUUUCAUUUCAUGAAUUUCUUCAAUUCGUGUAAAACUAAAUUUUUGGGAAUCAUUCUCUUUUCUAGUAAUUUAAUUAGUGAUUUUCCUAGAUUCCUUAUUUUUUAAACAAUUCGAAAUCUUUUUCAAUUUUUAUUUGCCAGUAAGUUGCUUUUAGACUUCCCUCACCGCUUUAGACUCUUCUCUCUUCAUUGGAUUAAUUUCAUCAACUUCUUAUAGUUGAUCAAUUAAUUCUAGAAUAAUUCUCUAUUUCUUUUUAAUCAGUGUUGCAGGAGAGAUGAUGAUACUUGUUAUUAACAGAAGUUUGUUCCGUUUAACUAUUUUAUUGUACUUUAUACGCUUUCUACUUAAUUAAAGUCUGGUACAAAGAUAACAUGAAACUAUAGCAAUAGAUAUAAAAAUAGAAUAAUCAAAAAUUACAUUUAAAGAAUAUCCUAAAAAAAUUGAUGUAAUUACAUGUAAUAAAAGAAGCAUUAACUUUUUUUUUUACUGAAAUAAAAGACAGACCAAACUAAGGAUAUUUUUGUUUCUUGAAGAAAAUAUCAAAAGUUGUAGCAUAAAUUAUUUUUUAGUCUUUGUAUGAAAAAUCCUGUGAAAAACAACAAUAAAGAUACAAAGUAUUGAAAAUUAAGCUUUCAAUGUCUCUUAUGAGAGAAUAUACAAGACACUGUUCUGGGAAAGUUAGCUACAUUUAAAUUUUACAAGAUAAGUUAUAAAAAGUUUGUGAUAAAAAUGAAAACUUGUCAUAAUUUCUGAGUUAGAGAAACUGAACGGUUUUGAAUAACAACGUAAUGGCUUUUGCUUUACCAUAAGAGCUAAGGUAAAGCCAGCAAGAAGUUAAUUACCUCUGGUAAGGGCUCUUACUCUCUCAUCUAUCAGAAACUAUUUUUCAAAAAUUUUUUUUAAACCACUUUUUCCAUAUCAUAAAUCCUCAUAAAUGUUAAGUUCGAAGAUUCUUGAAAUUUGCUCUUCUAUACUUACUGAAAGAAAUAUGCUCUGGAUUUUAUUAAUUGUUUUUACUUAAUUAAAUUUGCAUUCAACUUUGUGAAAAUACUAAUUUGAUUUGUAAUCAGGUUAGUAAAGUCAUUUUUUCCCCUUUAUGUGCUGGAGAGACUAAACUGUUUCUAACAAUAAGGUAUUGGCUUUACCAUACUAGCUUUAUGGUAAAGCCAAUAAGUUUUUAAUUACCACUUGUAAAGGUUCUUACUUUCUGAUCUGUCAAAAACUAAUUUUUCUUUUAAUCUUCUACUUCCUUUACCACAUAAAUUUUUUAUGUUUGUUAACUUCGAAGACACUUAACUUUUGCUCUAUACCUUCAAAAAAAAUGUUCUGCAUCAUAUUUUGUUGUUUUUACAUUAUUUAAUUUGUAUUCAGAUUUGUAAAAAUGCUAACUCAUUAUUAAUCUUAUUUCAUAAUUUAUUCUGAAGUAUUAAUUUAUGUCUUUUAAUUUUAUUUUAUUGUGUGUUUAUUGACAAAUAAACUUAUUUUCUUGCCUAA
This is a messenger RNA of Parasteatoda tepidariorum (common house spider), 3356 nucleotides long. RefSeq names its product cell division control protein 42 homolog. Lineage: Eukaryota; Metazoa; Arthropoda; Arachnida; Araneae; Theridiidae. The record is from RefSeq and is a predicted model, not a curated record. Gene Ontology annotation, biological process: small GTPase-mediated signal transduction. Gene Ontology annotation, molecular function: GTP binding; GTPase activity.